Molecule: messenger RNA, 5437 nt
Organism: Equus quagga
Lineage: Eukaryota; Metazoa; Chordata; Mammalia; Perissodactyla; Equidae
Gene: RNF38
Product: ring finger protein 38
Exons: 12
Coding region: 738-2036 (432 amino acids)
Source: RefSeq, a predicted model, not a curated record
CUGGCGAGGGGGCCGGGCGGGGCAGCCCAGAAGCGAGAAGCGGGAGGACAGCGUGCUCGCGCAUCCUGCGGCCUAGCGGCGAGGGGCGUCGUCUGCGCGCGCAACGGAGGGCAGUGCGCCGGCGCGGCGUGUCCGGUCUGCGAGCUCCGAGCGGGGUGCAGCGGGGCGGGGCCCGGCCCCUCCUGCGGCGGUGAGGGCAGGUGCGGCGGCCCGGGCGGUUAGGGCUCGGGGGCGGAGAGGAUGGAGCCCCCGAGGCGUUAGCUGACUGUCAGCUGUGGGCGUGCAGCCGUUGCUUCCUGGUGCGGCCCGUGUGAUGGUGCCGGGAGGAAGGAAGCGCCGUGACAGCGCCUUGGUCGGAGCCCGGGUUCCGUGGGUGAGGAGGCCCGGGGACGACGGAUCUGGCGAGCUGGCCGCUGGCUGGGCGAGCGGUCACAAUAGGAGGCAGCGGAUCGGCGAGGAGCCGCGGGAGCAGCUUCGCAGGGCGGAGCCUCCCCUCGCAGAUAUCUCCCGGGGCCAAUUCAGCACCUCUUCCUGGCCAUCCUAACAAGGUGAUUUGUGAAAGGGUGAGACUUCAGAGCCUGUUCCCUCUCCUCCCAAGUGAUCAGAACACUACCAUUCAAGAGGAUGCUCACUUCAAAGCUUUCUUCCAGAGUGAAGAUAGUCCGAGUCCCAAGAGACAGCGCCUCUCUCAUUCAGUCUUUGAUUAUACAUCAGCAUCACCAGCUCCCUCACCACCAAUGCGACCAUGGGAGAUGACAUCAAAUAGGCAGCCCCCUUCAGUUCGACCAAGCCAACAUCACUUCUCAGGGGAACGAUGCAACACACCUGCACGCAACAGAAGGAGUCCUCCUGUCAGGCGCCAGAGAGGAAGAAGGGAUCGUCUGUCUCGACAUAAUUCCAUUAGUCAAGAUGAAAACUAUCACCAUCUCCCUUAUGCACAGCAGCAAGCAAUAGAGGAACCUCGAGCCUUCCACCCUCCAAAUGUGUCUCCCCGUCUGUUACACCCUGCUGCUCAUCCACCCCAGCAGAAUGCAGUAAUGGUUGACAUACAUGAUCAGCUCCAUCAGGGCACCGUUCCCGUUUCUUACACAGUAACGACAGUGGCACCACAUGGAAUUCCACUCUGCACAGGCCAGCAUAUCCCUGCUUGCAGUACACAGCAGGUCCCAGGAUGCUCUGUGGUUUUCAGUGGACAGCACCUCCCCGUCUGUAGUGUGCCUCCUCCAAUGCUUCAAGCAUGUUCAGUUCAGCACUUACCAGUACCAUAUGCUGCAUUCCCACCCCUUAUUUCUAGUGAUCCAUUUCUCUUACAUCCUCCUCACCUUUCUCCCCAUCAUCCUCCUCAUUUGCCACCACCGGGCCAGUUUGUCCCUUUCCAAACACAGCAAUCACGAUCGCCUCUGCAAAGGAUAGAAAAUGAAGUGGAACUCUUAGGAGAACAUCUUCCAGUAGGAGGUUUUACUUACCCUCCAUCAGCCCACCCCCCAACCUUACCUCCGUCAGCUCCUCUGCAGUUCUUAGCACAUGAUCCUUUGCAUCAGGAGGUGUCCUUUGGAGUUCCUUAUCCUCCGUUUGUGCCUCGGAGGCUCACAGGACGUAAUAGAUAUCGAUCCCAGCAACCAAUGCCACCUCCCCCUUAUCAUCCCAGCUUACUACCAUAUGUGUUAUCAAUGCUCCCAGUGCCACCUGCAGUGGGCCCAACUUUCAGCUUUGAAUUGGAUGUGGAAGAUGGAGAAGUAGAAAAUUACGAGGCCCUUUUAAACCUGGCAGAGCGACUGGGAGAGGCUAAGCCUCGAGGGCUGACGAAAGCAGAUAUUGAACAGCUUCCUUCUUACCGCUUCAAUCCUAACAACCACCAGUCAGAACAGACUUUGUGUGUAGUGUGCAUGUGUGAUUUUGAGUCGAGGCAGCUACUUAGAGUUUUACCCUGUAACCACGAGUUCCAUGCCAAGUGUGUCGACAAAUGGCUCAAGGCAAAUCGUACUUGCCCAAUUUGCCGAGCUGAUGCUUCAGAAGUGCAUCGGGAUUCAGAAUGACCAACCUAAGAGCACAAAUUUAGUUUGGGUGUUCCUCAUCACCUGUAUAUAUGGACUAUCCAUUGAACUUAAUCUGUGUGGCUUCCAGCCCCCCCUUUACCAAAAGGGUCAACGGACCUUUCUUUGCACUGUGUGACUUAAUCAACUAUAAAAGCUUACAGUUAGUCUUCACAAUUAUGGGAUUGUUAUACUAACCGUGUGAUUGGAACUCCAAAGACUUUUUCUUUAGCUUAAUUUUGUGUGUGCACUAACAUUCCCUGGUUUUGUGUGAUCAUUCCGAGUGUUGCUGCAAGAUUACAGUGGACAUGAUCUUUUAGCAUGUGCUUUUAUAAAAAGUGGUAGCUCCAGAUGACAUAGCAAUCUACCUUAUAUAGAGCCUUCAGAAACUGUGAGUGGAAAUGAAUGCAGCGUAUGACUCUUGGUGAUAAAUGUAUCUGUGUGUGUGAGAGAGUGUGUGCAACUACUUGUGUGAGGGCAUGGUAGCUAAUGUGUGUAUGAGAUCCUAUAUACCAGCAUGUACCAAGAAUGUGUGUGUAGUUUUAAUUAUGCUGCAUUGUAUAAUCUGGUGUGUUAUUUAAACAGCACUAGUACUGUACACUGGUUUUUUCCUUGUGUUUGCUGUUGCACACUGAUUGCUAAGGGUGCAUCAAUUAUAAGCAUUGAAUACUCCAUCCCCUUCCCUCCCAAUGAAUGGAAUGAGAAAAGCCUUCUUCCUUUGCUUCAGGCAGCUGUCACCUUCUCUUCAUUGGUGGUCCCAAGAGGGUCACUUAGGAAAAAAAGUGUAACAGAGUCUCACUCCAUGAAACUGAUUUUUUUAUUUUGUUGUGAAAAAGAAAUUUUUAAAUCUUCAACUUGCUGUUUCCAAAAAGAAGGUGCAAUAUCAUACAUCAUCAGUUAGCAAUAUUAGCAUUUCAGUCAAUGAUUUGAAUGUUGAUACUUUCUUAGUUUUUUCUUUACAUUUCCAGUAAGCUUCUUAGAGGAAGUACUCUUGAUUUUGUGUGUGUGUUUUUAAAUUUGUGUUCUAUUCUGAAGAUAUUUGAGUAAUAUAUUUCUACGAAUACCGCUGGUCCCAUGAGGUCUCACCCCCUGACUUCCACCAGAACAAACUGUCAACUAACGCAGCUUGGCUUCUGCUCUGUGUCCUUUGUUCCAGCGCCCACAGACAACUAAAUCGUUUGAAGAAAACUGUAUUUCUCUUCGUGUUAAUUCACCUGCCAACCUCUGAUUCUGAAAGUUGUCUAGUCCUUCUUUCCUCAGUAAAUGUGCUUCUCAUCGAAACCCUCGUUUCCAGGAUGGAUCAAGUGCUGUGACCGCUCAAGUUUCUUAGACCUGAUGUGCUUUGAUGUUUUAUUGCUUUUCUUUUUAAUUUUUGUUUGAAUGAGAUAAAAUUUAAUAUAACAGGUGUCCAGAAUACUUGCAGUAUAAAUGAAGAUUUGAUUUUUGUAUAAAAAAUAAUGCUGUAAAACAGGAAUUGACCUUCAUUUAGUUGAUCUGAAAUAACACAUAGCUAUGUGGGGGUUUUUUUUGGAGCAUAAUUCAGAUUGUUUAAGGUCAUUUUUCCAGCAGUAUUUCAAUUCCUCUCUCAGUUUUUUGGUGUAUUCAACAUUCUCUGCCUCUCCUGCAGUUGAUGUCGUUGCUCUGUCUGCAGUAGCACAAGCUGCGGAAUUCCAGUCAGGACGGUGAUAACUUGCUGCAGCCUCACUCAGCUUUCAGUUGGCCUUCUGUCAGCCCUCUGCUCUGACAGUCAGCCACUUGUUACUGCCGUGCUGCUUGCCUGCCCCUGAAGUCUCUGUGAGCUCAUCACAGCUUAGAGUUCAGUAGUCAAUUCACACAGAAGCACAAUCUUGCCCUUCCCAGACACUGUUGGCUCUAUUUAGUCAUACGAAUAGGAUUUUGCAUACUUUUUGUUUGCCCCUAUAUUUGUCGGUGCAUCAGAAAAAUCUAAACAGUGGUGAAAUACACAUGUUACUUUUAAAUCUUUAGGAUAGCUCUCACUUGUUCCUGAUGAGUAAAAAAAAUAAUUUUGGUUAAAGACCAAAAUUAUUGGCAUAAUAAUCAGCUACAUUACAAAUCACGUAUAGUUUAAUCUGUAUUUUUUUAAAUUAAAAAAUCAUGUUUAAAAUGGCAAAAACCCAUCUUAUACAUAGGCUCUUUUAUAUAGUUGCAAAAAAUUUAUAUCUGUACAGAUCUAACAUAACACUACUACACUCAGUAUUCAUUUUAUUGAAGCAUGCAAGUACAGCACUUUCUCUAAUUUAUAUAGAUACCUAAUUAGUAAGGCACAUUUUACUAAUGACUAGGAAGAGUAGCUCUUUCUUCCCUCCCUCUGACAUUGAGUUCUAGACAUAGUAUCCCUUUUCCAGUAAAUUUUUGAGAGGCAGUGGGCAGUUUAGGAGGCAGCAGGGUCUAUUUUGGUGAAAUCUUGAAUGAAUUGUUGCACUCCUGUGACUGAUCUCUUUGGAACGUCUUUUCUUUGCCUGGGGCUCUUAGAGAUGUGUGCAGACUUGCUCAUUAAGUGGUUAGUACGUAUUAGGAGCACACAUGCCUGUGUUCUGAACAGCUCAGCCUAACCACAGUGAGCAACUUGUGGCUAGCAGAAGAGAAAGAACAUUUGAUUCGUGCCCGACUCUUGUCACCUGGGUGAUGCACCAGAUAGCAGGCAGAUGCUGGUUUGUUGCCUUCUUCCUCUUUCCUCCUAGAAUAAUAUCGACUUUACCAUCUUAACUCUGCUGUGGGGUUUGUUUAGGGGAGGGGGUUGCAUGGAUUAUUAUCUUUGAUUUUUCUUUUUUAGCCACUCCCCCCCCCCCCCCAGCAAAAAAAGAACAAAACAAAAAACAAGUCCAGGCCUCCAGGUAUCCAGAUCUCAUUAGAAUUUUUCUGUCCUGAAUUUUUUUGAGCAAAAUCUAGAAAAUGUGAAAGCAUAUUUAGAUUUUAUAUACUCUCUGAAAUGUGAUUUGUUAAGAUUGUUAAAUUUGGGCCUCUUACAAUAUAUUGAAUGAGAUCUAUCAACUCACUUAUGACAACAUUUUUCACAGAUAUCUUUAGGCCUUCAUUAGAAAGCGAUUUCCCCCUGUUGGUAUAUUUGGUUACCUCAUUUUGCUGUUUGUUUCAAAUUAUGAAAGCUCACAGGGGUGUUUUUUGGAAUCAUUUGCUGAGUCAUUUCCUCAAAUCAUAUUCCAUUGUAUCAGUUAACAUAUAGUUUUAAAUGUACGUAUUAUAAAUAUCUGUAACCAAAUCAUUUGAAGGCUUGAUAAAUUUUUAACAAAGUUUGUACAUUUUUUAUGAAAGUUACUAGUAAUGCUUUACAAAGUAGUGCAAUGAAUUUUUAUUUUUAAUCCCUGUGCCCAAUUUUGGAGUUGAGAGGGUUGUUGGUAAUAAAUGUAUGAUGUACACUUAAAACA